GCUAUUUCUAUAUUCUCUCUCACACUAACACUCUCACUCUCACUCUCACUCCCACUCUCACUCGCAGUUUCACACACAUACACAUCCACACACACACUCCGACUACCAAUUAUUACCGACAUUUUCCUCCGAUGGCCAUCGAUGAGUUUUCUAGAUCAGUUCAAGCGGGACUACAGCUAUCCAAACGGAUUAGUUACGGAAAAGAUAAAGCUUCCAUGACUGUUCCGAAGGCGCCGUCCAUGAAGAAGUCGUUGUCGUCAUGUUCGUCGUCCUCGUCGUUGCGGUUGCCGGAGAAUCACCGUCCCACAGCGCCGAUGGUUUACACGGUGAUAUCUGAUCCUUCUGUUGUUGAUAAUCCGGAUAUUUGUAGCUACCAGCCGUAUGUUUAUGGGCAUUGUGAUCCGCCGGCGCUGGUUCCGCUACAUAUGCAUGGAAUUACGAUGGAAGUUGACUGUUAUUUGGACACUGCGUUUGUUACAGUUACCGGAACUUGGCGCGUUCAUUGCGUAACUUCAAAGUCAUGUUGCGAUUGCAGAAUCGCGAUUCCUAUGGGCGACCAGGGUUCAGUUCUAGGUAUUGAGGUGGAGAGCACAAGAAGAUCAUAUUCUUCCCAAUUCAUAACUCCUCAAAAUGAAAAAGAUGUAGAAAAAGUAACAAAGACAAAUAACAGCUCUCUAAUGAAAGGCAACACUUACAUGUUCAAAAUUCCACAGGUUGAUGGAGGAUCAAAAAUCCAUGUCACUAUAAAAUGGUCUCAGAAAUUGUUAUAUCAACAUCAUGAGUUCUGUCUCAGUGUGCCUUUCACUUUUCCUGAUCAUGUUCUUCCAGUGGUGAAGGAAACUUCUAAUAAGGAAAAAAUCAUGCUAAAUGUCAACUCUGGUACAGAUACAGAAAUCAUCUGCAAUUAUUCUAGUCAUCCUUUAAAGGAAACAAAACGAAAGUCUGGUGAAUUAAGCUUCUCAUAUGAGGCAGAUGUUAAAAGAUGGUCAACUGAAAACUUCUUCUUUUCUUACUCUUUGUCUUCAGAUGAUAUUUUAGCUGGAUUGCUACUGCAUACUCCAUCUCUUCAUGAUUAUGAUCAAAGAAAUAUGUUCUGCUUCUAUCUUUUCCCUGGAAGUAACAAAAUUUCAAAGCCUUUUAAAAAAGGAAGUGAGCUUAAUCAAGAAGAUUCCUUUAACAUCAUAGCCUUCAAUGGAAACAUCAAAUCAUUCUCAUCUUCAUUGGAAUCAGCAACUGAUGAAGGAAUCACAAAUGCCAUUGAAUGGAUGCACAAUAAUCUCAUUGCUGAAGGAUCCACAAACCUCCUACUUCCUCUAAAACACGCAUUUGAUAUGGUUGGUAAAUCGGGUGAAUCAAUUCCUCUCAUUUUUCUCAUUACUGAUGGAUCUGUUGAAGAUGAAAAAGAUAUUUGUAAUCUAAUGAAGGAUCACCUUAUGGAUGGAGGGAUUAAUUCUCCUAGAAUUUUCACAUUUGGCAUAGGUUCAUACUGCAAUCACUAUUUUUUGCAAAUGCUUGCACAUAUGGGAAGAGGAUGCUAUGAUGCUGCAUAUGAUGUAGAUUCAAUCAGUGAUCGAUUACCAAAACUGUUAAACAACGCCUCAUCUCAUGUACUUGCAAAUGUAACCAUUGAUGGCCUAGAAACUCUUGAGUCACAUGAGUUUUACCCUUUUCGUGUUCCGGACUUUUAUGGAAAUCCAUUAAUUCUAUCGGGUCGAUACCAGGGGACCUUUCCUGACAUUGUCAAAGCUAGAGGCUUCACAGCCGAUAUGAGUUCUUACAAGAUUGAUGUCAAAGUGAGAAAAGCAAAGGGCAUUACUUUAGACAGGGUUUGUGCGAGAAGGGAGAUUGAUACGCUGACAGCUCACGCAUGGUUAGAUCAAAAUAAACAACUUGAGGAGAAAGUUGCUAAAAUGAGCCUACAAAUCGGAGUUCCUUCCGAAUACACUCACAUGAUUCUAAUUCAAGGCGACAAAGUAAAGCCAGCUAUGGAUUCAGUUCUACCUGAAGAGGAGUAUUCGAAGUUGGAGAAUCAUAAGGUUAUGUAUCUAAGCAAUUUAAGCGUUGGAUUUGGUAAUGUGAUGGCGAGUGUUGAUAAUUUGGCGCCGGGAACAGAAGAGGUGAAGCUGAGUGAGCCAGCGGGAAUGAUGAUGCAGGCGGCUUCUUCUUGCUACGACGUCGUUCUUGAUCGAUGUUGUUGUGUGAGUGUGUUACGGUGUUGUUCUCGAAUGAACGAUCAAUGUGCGAUUGCUCUGACGCAGUUAUGUACGGCGCUUGCGUGUUUUGAGUGCUUGAAUUGUUGUUGUGAAGUAUGUGAUUCGUGUGGUGACUUGUGUCAGUAGAGAGUAGAAUGAUUAGGUCAGAGAAAUAAAUUAACACAAAGAAUGUGUAUUAUAUGGUGCAGAAUGAUUAUAUAUGAUUUAUCUGUAUUGUAGAUAUCUACUUUUAUGUAUGCCUUACAACUUUUAUUAAAAAAUUGGGGCAAAGCACACAAAAGUAUAAUGGUAGUUUAUGCAAG
Lactuca virosa is the source of this 2515-nucleotide messenger RNA. NCBI's taxonomy places the organism in Eukaryota, Viridiplantae, Streptophyta, Magnoliopsida, Asterales, Asteraceae. The record is from the annotation of a GenBank genome assembly.